This is a messenger RNA of Salvia splendens (bonfire salvia), 1223 nucleotides long. RefSeq names its product 14-3-3-like protein GF14 iota. The record is from RefSeq and is a predicted model, not a curated record. NCBI's taxonomy places the organism in Eukaryota, Viridiplantae, Streptophyta, Magnoliopsida, Lamiales, Lamiaceae. The coding region runs from base 83 to 859 and encodes 258 amino acids. The transcript has 8 exons.
CGAGUUCUUCAAAUUCCAUAAUUUGCGGCUCAACUCCCAUGAAUUCAACGGCUUAGAUUUGAUGAAAAGGAAAGAGUAGAAAAUGUCGACGGAGGAGAGAGAGACUCAUGUUUACAUGGCUAAGCUUUCAGAACAAGCCGAGCGUUAUGAUGAAAUGGUUGAAUGUAUGAAGCAAGUGGCGAAACUAGAUGUUGAGCUGUCGGUGGACGAGAGAAACCUCCUUUCGGUUGGUUACAAGAACGUGAUUGGCGCCCGUAGAGCUUCAUGGAGGAUCAUGUCAUCGAUCGAGCAGAAGGAGGAGUCCAAGGGAAAUGAGAACAACGUGAAGCUGAUCAAGGGCUAUCGCCAGAAGGUGGAGGACGAGCUUGCCAAAAUCUGCCAAGACAUUCUCUCUGUCAUCGACAAGCAUCUCAUCCCCUCAUCUGGCUCCGGUGAAGCUACAGUUUUCUACUACAAGAUGAAAGGCGACUACUACCGUUACCUUGCUGAGUUUAAGACAGACGAGGAACGAAAAGAGACAGCUGAGCAGUCGCUUAAGGGCUAUGAGGCAGCAUCAGCCACAGCAAGUACUGAGCUCCCCUCAACUCACCCGAUCCGCCUUGGUCUAGCUUUGAACUUCUCGGUGUUCUUCUACGAGAUUAUGAAUUCCCCCGAGAGGGCCUGCCAUUUGGCGAAGCAAGCUUUUGAUGAGGCCAUCUCGGAGUUGGAUACAUUGAGCGAAGAGUCUUACAAAGACAGCACCUUGAUUAUGCAGCUGUUGCGAGACAACCUCACUCUCUGGACCUCUGAUUUGCCUGAAGAUGGAGGAGAGGAGAGCUCCAAGGGCGAGGAGGCAAAGGAAGAAAAGGCAGAGGAGUAACGGGGAGGACAGUCUCCAAGCAACGCAGGUAGAUGUCGGUUCAAGGAUGUUGUUGUCAUUGAAAGCGGCUUCCACACAGAGCAAGGCUGUUGGCAGCUUGAGAUAGUUUGCAGUGCCAAGUUAUUGUCAUCAAGAAACAAAAACAAAGAUGAGAUCUGUGGGAUUAGUCUCUGCCCGCUGUGUUUAUCACACCCCAUUAGUUUUUCGUUAUUGUAAGUUGUUAGCAGACUAAGGCUACGAUGGUUAUCUGUCGCCCUCGUCUGGAUUGUGUACCGAGGUUUUUGUUAUGAGUUUUCUGUGUAUUCGCAAACAUGGCUUCUUUUUUUCCUAUAAAAUUUAUGGCAUAUAUGUCGUACUUUUUGUA